AAAUCAUGCAACUAUAAGUCAAGGACUCAACGCUUUCUUUUCAAAUCAAGUCAAACUUUGGGUAAUUACACGGUUACACCUACAGCUUUUCAAAAAAAAAUUCGUUUCCGGUUCAUUGUUUACAACGCUAACCAUAUUUUGAGUUGAGAUAUAGAUCUAGUUGGCCAUAGCACUUUGCCCCCUUUUUUUGUCGCAUGUACUGUUUAUUUCACAUGACGAGACUGCUACUGUUGAGAAGCAUAGCACACGGAUUAUCUCUCCAUAGAAUUUAAACGCAUUGGCCGCUUAUUGUAGACCUUAAGCUUUCAACUAUUUAGAGUCUACUUGAAAAGCAACAUUGGUCAAGACUCUCGCUUGCUUAUUUUGCUUUUAAGAUGAAGAUCUUACAGAUAUAUUUCAACCUACAGUUACUGUGUUUAAAUUUAGUGUCACCGUCUCAGACUAGUUCCCAGACACCUUGUACUUCCGAGGAUAGUUCAUGGCUAGAGACGCAAUACACGAGACAACACUGUCAGAUAAGUGGCACUGUAGUCAACUGUAGUCACAUGUCAUUGAGUCAAGUGCCAGAUCACAUUCCUCUGAAUGUCACAGUAUUGGAUUUAUCGAACAAUCGAUUUCAGGAAAUAAAUUCGUCCCUUUCAAAAUUUGAUAAACUACAAGAGUUAUACCUGGCGAACAAUCGUAUUGAGAAACUGCACAGAGAAUCUUUCGCAGGUUUAAAUGGUCUUUUAAUUCUUGAUCUUCAGGGCAAUAUGCUUGAAAUGAGGAAUGAGACAUUUCCUCCAAAAGUCUUCUCCGCAUUAAAAUCUUUGCAAGUGCUUAAAUUAAAUAAAAACAAUAAAAACGUAUCUAUUGCAGAGCUCUCGUAUCCCGAUAAAGCUUUGUCAGACUUAGAGAACUUAGUGGAUCUUCAUAUGGAUGGUCUCCUUGAUAAGGUAUUUGGUCCAGGUUUUGACCAGAUGAUAUCUUUACGUAAUUUGACAAUAGUAGGUCGACCCACUGGAUAUUGUUGCAUAAAUAGCAUUGUUAGGGAUACUUUUAAGUAUCUCUCGCGGCUUCACUAUUUAAAAAUCAGUUACUGUUUUAUUAAUGGAACCUUGAUUGACCAACACGCUUUAAAGCCGCUGAGAAGUCUGCAGGCGCUAGAUCUUAGUAACAGUGAUUUUAUCUAUUUUCGACACUUAGGUCCAGCUUUAGCAUUGAUGGACUCCGUCAAUCUCACACAUCUAAAUAUACAGAAAUUAAUGAGUCCGUAUUCCCCCUGCAAUAAAGUCACAAACCUAUUUGCCAAGAGCUUACCUCGAAGUCUGACUCACAUAACGGCCUCCAGCAAUGGCUUGGCCUUGAUUGACCCCGAAGUCUUUGACCUUCUGCCAGAUAAUCUCACCUACUUAGAUUUGUCUGACAAUAGAUUCACGUUUGGUUAUUACCUGAAAAAUUUUUCUAGGCUGACAAACUUAGAAACUCUGGUACUAGAUGGUGCAGAGCAGAGCUACAACUUGCCAGUUUGGUUUCCCCAAGAGGAACAAAGCUUUGCAUAUCAGGAUGUUAAGGUUUCGAAUCCUACUUGGGAGCGAGUCAAUCUAACCCUCCCACCGAAACUCAAAACAGUUUCUCUGAGCUCUGCUGGAUUGACUUACAGACUAAGUGAAUUCCACGUUGAUCCCAACAACGCUCUAGAGAAUUUAAAGUUAGAUGGAAAUAAAAUCCAAGCCUUGAAAGGUACAAUAACUGGGCUUCAUCAACUUAAAUCUCUUAGCUUGGUGGAUUGCUAUAUCAGAGAAAUACAUGAACGAUUUUUUGAGAAUUUCCCUUCUUUGGAGUUUCUCGACUUAAGCGCCAAUACUUUUGGGAGGAAGGUCUUAAGGAAAGGCAGCAAGCCGAUAUUCAGUUCUCUCAAAAAUCUUAGAGAAUUAAAUCUACGUUUCGUGGAUCUCAUCACGGUGGACCAAAACGUGUUUGAAGGACUAGAAAACUUAGAGAUCCUCCAUCUUCAACUCAACGGCAUCUACUACUUCGAAGUGGAUGUAAGCUAUUUAAAAAAACUACAGUUCGUAAACUUCAGCUUCACAGAGUUGACAGGUCUUCGCCCGCAGGUGACUAACUUCUUUGACUCUAUCGCAGCCUCCAACAACCUAACGCUAGACUUUUCUGAAACUCCCAUUCACUGCUACUGCGCUAAUUUAGAAUUCAUUUCUUGGCUUUCGAGAGCUUUGCAAUAUAUUCGUUUUCAACGUUUGAAAUGGUUUAAAUGCGUCUACGAGGAUACCACGGAGAAAUACUUUCACGAUUUUCAGGAUUUACACCAGUUCUUGGGUGAAGAGUGCACCCCUAAGGUGACUCUGUUUUUCAUUGUCACCUCUGCCACUCUUUUGCUGGUGUGUAUUAUCAUCGCUUUGGUGGUUUACAGAUUUCGAUGGAAGCUUAAAUAUUUCUAUUACUCGGCUUAUCUGUACUUUAAAAGCUACAAACGUUUCCAUGGCGACGACAAGGAUUUCGAGUUUGACGUCUUCGUUUCGUUUGCGAAUGAGGAUGAAAGAUUUGUGCUCAAGGAAUUAGUGCCGGAGCUAACAACUCGAGGCCUCAAAGUACACAUUCAUACUACCAAUUUCAGAGCGGGGGAGUACAUCACCACGAAUAUUGUCAAUGCGGUACAGCGCAGUCGCAGGACGCUAAUUGUCGUGAGUUCGAAUCUUCAGAAAAGUCAGUGGUGCCAUUUUGAGCUACAAAUGGCCAACCUGGAGAGCGUCCACACCGGACGUCCAGUGAUGGUAUUUCUUCUGAUGCAGCAUCUUCCAGAAGACGUCUUAAGUCGGGAGAUGUUGUACCACAUACAAAACAAUACGUACCUACAGCUGCCGGACGAAGUGGACGAUGCCAGAGUCAUGGACAUUUUCUGGACCAAACUUUGUUCUGACUUAAAGGAUUAGUUUUCCUCACAGGAAAUAUCCAGCCCAAAAUGUUACAUUCUUUUUAUCAUAUAAAAAUUGUAUAAUUCUUAUAAACAUGUUGUUUUUUAAAGUCA
Biomphalaria glabrata is the source of this 3025-nucleotide messenger RNA. RefSeq names its product toll-like receptor 4. The record is from RefSeq and is a predicted model, not a curated record. Gene Ontology annotation, molecular function: protein binding; transmembrane signaling receptor activity. The transcript has 2 exons. NCBI's taxonomy places the organism in Eukaryota, Metazoa, Mollusca, Gastropoda, Planorbidae. Gene Ontology annotation, biological process: toll-like receptor signaling pathway; inflammatory response; immune response. Gene Ontology annotation, cellular component: membrane. The coding region runs from base 375 to 2930 and encodes 851 amino acids.